AUGUCGUCCAAUAACUCAAAAGAUGACCCUGCCGUGCGUAUCACGCGAUGGGGAUUAUAUUCGAAUGCCGGUAUGGUUGUGGUGAAGGGUGUGGGUGGCUAUAUGCUCAACUCGCAAUCCUUGAUUGCCGAUGCAGGACACUCUGUUGCCGACUUGGCUGCCGAUUUCCUGACGCUCGGGACAGUCUCAUAUGCUGCACAGGCCGUGACCCAAGCAUACCCAAACGGCUACGGCAAAGUCGAAACACUUGGGUCACUGGGUGUCGCAGGAUUCUUGCUCGUGGGUGGCCUGGGUAUUGGUUGGUCUUCUGCUGCGCAUGUCUUGAAUGAUUUGUUUGGGACACACAUCGAUGCACACUCGCACACGGCUGUUGAUCCAAAUGCUCUCUGGCUGUGUCUUGCAUCGCUUGCCGUUAAAGAAUGGCUGUACCGCGCCACUAUGAAGAUUGCCAUUGAGCAACGAUCAGAAUUACUCAAGGCUAAUGCGUACCAUCACCGUAUGGACUCAUUGUCUUCGCUUGUUGCGACAGUGGCAAUCGGUGGUGUUUGGCUAUGUGGAUGGACUUGGCUCGACCCAGUCGGUGGAUUACUGGUUGCCUUGACUAUCCUGAAUGCCGCUUGGCAGACUGCACGAGGUGCAUUGACUGAGUUGGCGGACGAGAGUAUCGAUUCCACCACGCGCGCAAAACUCACAACGGCAGCGGAGGAAAGUGUAGAAGCAUUGGGCAUUGCUGCCGUGAAGCAGGUGUUGGGUGUGCAGGGGCACAAGUCUGGCCCUAAUUAUGUGAUUCAAGUGGCUAUGGCUGUGGAAGGCAGUCUGCCAGUCAAGUCGUGCAAUGAGAUUGAGGAGCUUGUGGGCAAGUACAUGAUUGAGCAUGUGGAUGGCGUGAAGCGGGUGGAUGUCAGGUUGCUGGAUGCCAAGAAGGAGCAUGUUGCCUGGACGAGUCUUGACAAGACCAUUGUGGAGGAUGCUCACCAUGGCCAUCACCACCACUAG
Protomyces lactucae-debilis is the source of this 996-nucleotide messenger RNA. Its product is annotated as cation efflux protein. The record is from RefSeq and is a predicted model, not a curated record. Gene Ontology annotation, biological process: monoatomic cation transport; transmembrane transport. Gene Ontology annotation, cellular component: membrane. NCBI's taxonomy places the organism in Eukaryota, Fungi, Ascomycota, Taphrinomycetes, Taphrinales, Protomycetaceae. Bases 1 to 996 code for a protein of 331 amino acids. Gene Ontology annotation, molecular function: monoatomic cation transmembrane transporter activity. The transcript has a single exon.